GAGGAGAAGAAGGGAGGGGCUCUUAACGGUGGAGGCUGGUUCUGCGCCGGAUCCGGGAGAGGGCCGGGCGCCAUUGUGCUUCUCUGCCGACUGCUCUGCCUCAGUUACGGGCCUAGAACUCCGAGGAGGAAGGUGGUGGUGUGGUCGCUGCGAGCAGGACGCACCCUGUUCAGUGCCAGCUCGGGAACAGGGGAAACCUCAAGAAUGGAGUCUAAACCUUCAAGGAUUCCAAGAAGAAUUUCUGUUCAACCCCCCAGCUCUUUAAGUGCUAGGAUGAUGUCUGGUAGCAGAGGAAAUAGUGUAAAUGAUACCUAUCACUCAAGAGACUCUUCAUUUAGACUGGAUUCUGAAUAUCAGUCUCCAUCAGCAUCUGCAUCACCAUUUCCAUCUGCAUGGUAUAGUGAAUCUGAGAUAACUCAGGGAGCACGAUCAAGAUCACAAAACCAGCAGCGGGAUCAUGAUUCAAAAAGACCUAAACUUUCCUGCACAAACUGUACAUCUGCCUCAGUUGGGAGAAAUAUUGGACAUGGUUUAAAUGCAGUAUCAGAUUCUUCAUGGAGACAUAAUCAAGUUCCCAGAUCUUCAUCAGUGGUACUUGGAUCAUUUGGAACUGACUUAAUGAGAGAGAGAAGAGAUUUAGAGAGAAGAGCAGAUUCUUCUAUUAGUAAUCUCAUGGAUUAUAGUCACCGAAGUGGUGAUUUCACAACUUCAUCAUAUGUUCAAGACAGAGUUCCUUCUUCAUAUUCACAGGGAGCAAGACCAAAAGAUAACUCAGUGAGCACUUUACAGUUGAAUACAUCAUCCACAAACCACCAGAUGCCUUCUGAACAUCAGACCAUACCAUGUUCUAGGGACUCUAGUAGACAUUCUCUAAGAUCAAAUUUUUCUCCAAGAGAAUUGGAAUCUCCCCAAAGCAGUACACAACCUGGAUUUUCUUACAUUUCAAAUAGAGAUGAAACCUCAACCAUAAGCAGUUCAGAUAGGGUUGGUUCAUCUCAAAGAUCAUUUCAAGAAUCUUCUGACAACGAAGGUAGACGUUCUACCAGGAGAUUGCUGUCACGUAUAGCUUCUAGUAUGUCAUCUACCUUUUUUUCGCGAAGAUCUAGCCAGGAUUCGUUGAAUACAAGAUCAUUGAGUUCUGACAGUUCUUAUGUGUCUCCAAGAAUCUUGACAGCUUCACAGUCUCGUAGCAAUGCAGCAUCAACUUCCGAUGUUCCUGAUAAUAGGGCAUCUGAAGCUUCUCAGGGAUUUCGAUUUCUUAGGCGAAGAUGGGGUUUGUCCUCUCUUAGCCAAAAUCAUAGCUCUGAGCCGGAUUCAGAAAAUUUUAACCAAGAACCUGAAGGUAGAAAUACAGGACCAUGGUUAUCUUCCUCACUUAGAAAUAGAUGCACACCUUUGUUUUCUCGAAGGAGACGAGAGGGACGAGAUGAAUCUUCAAGGAUACCUACCUCUGAUAUACCAUCUAGAUCUCAUCAUAUUUUUAGAAGAGAAUCAAAUGAAGUGGUUCACCUUGAAGCACAGAGUGAUCCCCUUGGGGCUACUGCCAACAGAUCACAAGCAUCUGCAGCUUCGAGUAAUGCUGCUGUGGGUGGUUCCACAUCAGAUUCAGCCCACAGUGGAAGAAAUACAGGAAUAACUGGGAUCCUUCCUGGUUCCUUAUUUCGAUUUGCAGUCCCCCCAGCACUUGGAAAUAAUUUGACCGACAAUGUCAUGAUUACUGUAGAUAUUAUUCCUUCAGGUUGGAGUUCAUCUGAUGGAAAAAGCGAUAAAACUAAAAGUGCACCUUCAAGAGACCCAGAAAGACUGCAGAAAAUAAAAGAGAGCCUCCUUUUAGAGGACUCUGAAGAAGAAGAAGGUGACUUAUGUAGAAUUUGUCAGAUGGCAGCUGCGUCAUCAUCUAACUUGCUGAUAGAGCCAUGCAAGUGCACAGGAAGUUUGCAGUAUGUCCACCAAGAGUGUAUGAAAAAGUGGUUACAGGCCAAAAUUAACUCUGGUUCUUCAUUAGAGGCUGUAACCACCUGUGAACUGUGUAAAGAGAAGUUGCAGCUUAACCUGGAGGAUUUUGAUAUUCAUGAACUACAUAGAGCUCAUGCAAAUGAACAAGCUGAGUAUGAGUUUAUCAGCUCUGGUCUCUACCUAGUUGUGUUAUUGCACUUGUGCGAACAAAGCUUUUCUGAUAUGAUGGGAAAUACAAAUGAACCAAGCACACGUGUCCGAUUUAUUAACCUUGCAAGAACUCUUCAGGCACAUAUGGAAGAUCUCGAAAGUAGGUGGAAUUUCCCCUUCCCAGACUUGUUGAAUUUACUUUUGCAAAUUAAACCCACAGAGCAAAACCUAACUGUAUAUUCUUUCUACCAAAUUAGAGCUUCAUUUAUAGGCUUAAUAAUAACAAAAUAAUUGACUUGGGAAAGAUGGGUUGGGCAACUGACAGUUUUUUUAAAGCAUAUUUUUUUUUUAAAAAUUCUAUUUUAAGGUACAGAGGGUGUAUUUAAAGUAUUUCAUUUUAAAUAAAAUUUUAUUUUUGAACACCUUAAUUUUAAAACUUUUAAUCAAAAAGAACACAUUUACUGCUCAAAUCACACUUCUAAAUCAGAUUCGUGUGUGUGUGUCCAUGAAAUUUUGCUUGUUACUCAGCUUUGUCAGAUCAUUAAAGGUUUUCCCUGGGUUUGUUAAUAAUUCUAGGAAAAUAGGGGUGAAAGAUUCCUAAUUCUGAGUCUACAACAGAAGCCAUAGUGUUUUUUUUGCUCCUUGUUCAGGUCCUCAUGGACCUUUAAUAGGCAGCCAGCUCCGCCAGCAGCUCCAAUCUCUUAAGAUCACGUUCCAGCAUUAGGACUUCUGCCUGGGCUCCUAUGUGAAGGCACUUAAUGCCCAAAUCUUUACAGGCAUCUGCACAGCUUAACCUCAAAGUCCUACAACCUCCAGGGUGCUUCGUAUCAGGUGGGCACAGAUAUUGGUGGCUCUGAAACAGUUCCUGGGAAUCCAGGAUUACCCUACCUGUUGUACUUUUUCUCCUAAAGCAACUGGCUCCCCAUGAUCAGAUUCCAUUACACUCUGAAGUGUUUUAAAAUAUGAUUCUCCACUUAAGAUUAUCUUCUGUACUCCUCUUCAAAAUACUUGGAGUGUUAUCUGUAGAGUGUGUAAUGUUUUUACCUUUAGGGAGAGCUCAGCAUCCUUUGAAGUAAAGUUUGAGAGGGAUUUGGUUUUCAUGGGAACCUUUUAAUGUCUUGAAUAUUCUAAAACAUGGAUUUUUGUCAUUAAGUUUAUACUAUUUUUAAGUUUUGAGAGGAUUAGAGGUGUUAUACAACUAGAUAAUGCAUUUUCACAUUUCAGUAUGUGUGAAAAUGGUAUAUAAAGGACUGAGUGGUAUACAAAAUGGGAAUUCAUUUGGUAUAAAUAUUUUUUCUUUUAUACCUUCUUAGUUCGGAUCCCUUGUGUUGUCUAACACAGAGAUCUCUUUUUUGGUAAAUUAUGAUUUAUACUUUGCCAGAUGAGAUGAUAGUAAUUUGUUUCACUGUAUAUUUUUCCCAGAUUGCUUGUUUUUUUUGUUUUGUUUUGUUUUUAAACAUUCUCAUUUAGAAUUUAGUUUCCUAAACAUAGCAGUGUCUACUCCCAACAUGUGAGAAAGAUGGAGGUGAAAUAUGCCCAAACUCAGCUGUGAGUGAAAGAUGUGGGUGCUGCAAGCUUACUCCUAAGUACCAGAGUUUUCAUAUGUUCUAAGACUAAGAGUUGCUUCUGACUGAAUUUUCUUCUCCUGUGGAGUUAACCAAAUAGAAAACAUGAGAAGUUCCCUGAAUAGCUGUUUUAUUUUUUAGUUUGAUAUUUCUCCAUGAUACAACAUGAAACUUAGCCAUAGGAUUUACUCAUUCAUGAGCUAAGUAUAUGCUUGAUGCCAUUUAUUAAAAAUGGAUUUAAGAUUCUGCUAGACAGAAAUGUGUAAACUUACGUUUCAUCCAUACAUGUAGCAUACUUUUUUUUGUUGAUUCCAUUUGCUGGGUGCUCUUAAAUACUGGGUCCAGUAUUAAUACAGGAAGAGUAUACAUUUAACCGUUUUGCCCUUGAUAAUAGGGGAAAUGCUGGUUGGGUGUUUAUUUUAGUGAACUUCCAUUUUCCUCAACACACAGAACAGUUUAUAGAAUACAUAGUUUUUUUUUACUUAUGUCCUUCCUAUUGACAUUACAGGAUGUGUAUUCUAAACUUCUGGGCUACUUUAAUAAUAAAUUGAUGUCAGAAAUAUUGCAAAAGUGAUGUUUCUGACAACGUGGAGGCACAGGAAUAAUCUCAGCAAAAGGUUUUUAUUGAAUCCGAUUAGUUUAACUUCGGCUGUGUCUAUAUAAAGCAUUUUUGACUAAAUAGAGCUUGUCUUGGCAUUGUAUAGACAUAGCUUUGAUGUAAAUUUCAAGAACACCCAUAACCUAUUCUGUGUACAUUUUUUUUCAUUCUCAUCGGAUGCAUCAAACAUGCAGCAGUAAUAAACCAGAUUCUACUCAGGUGUGUGAGAGCACUUGCCAUAAGUUCAUUUUUUCUCUAGUGUCUACAUCAUUAGCUACUAUGAACACAGAUUGAUCUCAGCUUUUUAGAAGACGUUUCUUGAAGCACAUUUUUAAGCAUUUUCAUUUUUAUAAAAACUAACCUAACAAAAAGAUGUGGGGGUGGGAGCAUUGUGGAUGGGCAUCACCCACAGUCAGACCACCCUAACCCUGUCAUAACUUACCAUUAUGACCAAACAGUAUACUAAAUUGGGAUUUUUAUUUUACAAGUCAUUGCUAUAUUCUGGCUUCAUAUUUACCCUUCCAUUCUCAUCCCUCUUAAAAUCAUUCUUGAUCAUCCUGUUUUCUUUCAACAGCUUCAGAGGAUGAUUCCGAAGAAGAUGGAGACCAUAACAGAACAUUUGAUAUUGCCUAACUUCAUAUAAGACAAAUGGAUGAUCUGUGAACAAGUGUUUAUUAAAACUGGCAAUUAAGUGUGAAUUAAUUUUGUGGGGGAAUGCCUACUGAAUACAUUGACUAUAUAUACAUAUAUAUAUAUGAUGAAUAUAUAUAUAUAUAAUGAGUAUAUAUAUAUAUAUACACACACACACACGGAUGUCCUGUAUAUAUAUAUAUAUAUAUAUAUAUUCAUUCUCUAGUAUUGCUGAAUUAAAAUUCUGCUGGACCUUUUAACAUGGCCAGUGUGAAUCUGAUGUUUAUGAACUGGUAAUCAAAAAGUAUUUUUCUUUUAGGUGAGUGGGAAAGCGUUACCCUUGUUUUAGAUAUCUAAGCAAAGCUGACGACUCUUUUUUGUGUUCUGAUUACUGUAGUCAUAUUUAUGAAAAAUGGUUCAUGUUUUAGUCUCUUGAUAGUGAAAAAAGUGGGACAAAAUAUGCUUUUGAAAUAAAAUGGCAAAUGGCACCUAAUUAUUUUUCCUUUCAAAAUGCCUUACGUUGCAGUCUCAUUUUCAUAAUCAUUUGCUUCCAGUGUUUCUAAAAAAUCAAUUGGGGAGUAAGUUAUGAAAGCAUUAUAUUAGGUUUCCAAAUUUAAUAUGAGUUCCAGAUUCACUUAGCAAUAAAAUCUAAUUUUUAAAAAGUAUAUAAAUAUAAAAUGUAUAAAUGAUGGAUAAAUUUUUGUAUUGAUUUGCAAAAUGCAGAUUAUAUUUGAUAGGCCAUAGUAUGUAGAUAUUCCUUUUAGGAAUAUUACAGCUGUAAACUAUAUCAGAAUUGCCCAUCAAACGCUAUUUGGGAAAAAAAAUUAUUGCAAUCUCAAGUUAACGGAAUAUUUUUAAAUCCCACAUUUAAAGUUUAAAACACUGGUUUUCAAUGUGUUUUUUAGUGUUGUCACUUCUUUAUAGAUAAAUAUGGUAUAAAUAACCUGUUUGGAUUCUGGUCGUUUUUAACUGUUCUUGGUAAUUCUGAGCAUUUGUUUAGUGACUUAAUAUUUUUCACUACUUUUGGAGAACAGAUUAACAUUACCUAUUCACCAUGAACAGAUCUACACUGUGGUCAUGAGUUGUGUAUACUUUCAUAACACUGUAUAUUUCCUCUGUCAACACCCUUAUGAUACACUUUUAAACACCUUCAGGUGUUUUCAGAUUAAAUAAAGUCUUGUGUUAUGGCAACAAACUACAUUUUCAGAAGCUAAGUAGAAACCAUGUAAUUUCUCAGAUGUGAAUCAGCAGUUUGCCCACACAGUUUGUUGGUCUUCAUGUAAAACCUUGGCUGGAAAUAAAGUGCAUACUGAUUGAUUUGCUUUAUAGUU
Molecule: messenger RNA, 6230 nt
Organism: Ailuropoda melanoleuca (giant panda)
Lineage: Eukaryota; Metazoa; Chordata; Mammalia; Carnivora; Ursidae
Gene: MARCHF7
Product: membrane associated ring-CH-type finger 7
Exons: 9
Coding region: 205-2397 (730 amino acids)
Biological process (GO): protein autoubiquitination
Cellular component (GO): nucleus
Molecular function (GO): ubiquitin conjugating enzyme binding; ubiquitin binding; zinc ion binding
Source: RefSeq, a predicted model, not a curated record